AUGUGGCAAGUGGCUCAGCAGCAUAACGUGAUGCAGUAUGGGAAGCUGGAGGAGUUUGUGACUCUGGUGACAGAGAUUGUUCCGGAGCUCCUGACGCUCAAGCAGAGGGUCCAACUCAUCCUGGGACUGAGAGCGAGGGAGGUAUUCCCUGUACAGUACAGCACUAGGUAUGACACAGCACUGCAGAUACUGGUGUGGCAGUUCUUUGACAGACUGGAGGAGAUGCUGCCAGUGCCCAGCUUUACACAGACAUACUUCUUCUUCUCUCCCUCUCAGACAGCAUCCAUUCUCAACCUGACCCCUACUGACCUGGAAGACGAUGUGAGGAGAAAGGGAGAGAAUGACAAUGCUCAAGGACCGAAAGAACAGGAGAGUGGCGAGGAGGGACAGCAAGAAGUCAGUGGGGAGGACGAAUACGCCAAUGAGGGAAGUGAUGAGGGCGCUGAAAGAGUGGAAGAGGCUGGGGAAUCCUCUGGGAACUCUGGGCAGCAGAAACAGCCAUCAUUAGUAGGCAUCAAUGGACAAGCUAAAGCCAAGUUCCCCCAGUCCCAGGGCUUUUCCUGCUCACAGUGCCAGUUCUCCAACAGGAGAUGGCUCACCCUUCAGGAGCACAUCAAGAAGAACCAUCCAAAGGAGGACAGUGGGAUCCUGGGUUCUAGAGAAGCUGGAGCUGAGAACAACGUCCUGCCUGUCAGUGAGACAGAAAGUUCCUCAGCCAAGAAGGCCAGGAAGAACAGGUACACCUGCUCCCAGUGUGGGGAAGGUUUCAGAAACCACUGUGACCUGAGACGACAUGAAAGCGUUCACUCUGAAGCCAGGCCGUUCCAUUGUGACCAGUGUGAGAAGAGAUACAAAACGAAAGGAUGUCUAAAACAGCACCAGAAAGUUCACCAGGCAAAUCGAAUUGAAGAAAGGACAUACGUUUGCUUACAUUGUGGCAGGGGCUUUAGGAAAACAGAAAUCUUAAAGUCACAUGAACGCACUCACACCGGGGAGCGACCUUAUGUCUGUUCUAUCUGUGGGAAGGGAUUUAUAUAGUCGAAUGGCCUGACGCAACACCUCCGGAUGCACAGAGGGGAGAAACCGUUCUUAUGUAGCGUUUGUGGAAUGACCUUAAGCACCUCAGGUCAGUUGAGGAUACACAUGAGAAAACACACAGGUGAGCAACCCUACAGCUGUCAACUUUGUGGGAAGAGGUUCAAACAACCUGAAAGUCUCACAGUGCAUCUGUGGAGUCACACAAGCGAGCGGCCGUACCCCUGCACACUGUGUGACAAACGUUUCACAUCCAGCAGCUGCGUUAAAAAACACAUGAGAACUCAUACAGGGGAGAAACCUUAUCAGUGUAUAAGGUGUGGUAAGAGAUUCGCUGAAAGCGGCAACCUAAAAAUACACCAGCGAGUUCAUCGAGGAAAAAGUCUAAGUUGUCUGAAAGUUGUUGAGGGACGUUGUGCUCUGUACAGCAGGGUUCCCCAACUGGCGACCCGCGGACCGAAUUUAGAUUUUCAUUGUUGGACAUAAGACUGUAAAAACACCAGGAAAUCAGCUCCAAGUGGUUUUCAUUUCGGAAGUAUAUUCCCAAGUACUGCCACGCAUAAUAUACAUAUUUGAUUGUAUACAAAUAAUAAUAUUAAUAAUAAUUGAUUGGAUUUGUAUAGCACUUUUCUGCUAACUGAGGUACUCAAAGUACUUUACAUAGUAGGGGGAAACUCACCGCACCCACCUCAGUAAUGCACAGUGACCAUUUUUAUGCCAAACGUCUCCCCCACACAUCAGCUAUCAGGUGGAGAGGUGAGGAGUGAUAUAUUCCAAUUAAGAAUGAGGGGGAUGAUUCAGUGGCCAUGAUGGAAUAUGGACAGGUUGGGAAUUUAGCCAUGACACUGUGGUGAACAUCCAAAUCAAAUUUCAAAUUUAUUUUUAUAUAGCCCUUCGUACAUCAGCUGAUAUUCUCAAAGUGCUGUACAGAAACCCAGCCUAAAACCCCAAACAGCAAGCAAAGCAUGUGAAAGAAGCACGGUGGCUAGGAAAAACUCCCUAGAAAAAACUCCCUAG
Messenger RNA from Salmo salar (Atlantic salmon), 2052 nucleotides. Lineage: Eukaryota; Metazoa; Chordata; Actinopteri; Salmoniformes; Salmonidae. The record is from RefSeq and is a predicted model, not a curated record.